This is a messenger RNA of Meriones unguiculatus (Mongolian gerbil), 6713 nucleotides long. RefSeq names its product cingulin like 1 (gene Cgnl1). The transcript is spliced from 19 exons. Lineage: Eukaryota; Metazoa; Chordata; Mammalia; Rodentia; Muridae. Gene Ontology annotation, cellular component: myosin complex. The record is from RefSeq and is a predicted model, not a curated record. Bases 175 to 4062 code for a protein of 1295 amino acids.
GAAUGUUCAGUGCCUGUGGAGGUCAGAAGAGGGUGUUGGAGUCCCCAGAACUGGAGUCAUAGAUGGUCGUGAGCCUCCAUGUGAGUGUGAGGAAUGGAAUGCCGGUCCUCUAAAGAACAUUGGUGCUCUUAACCGCUAAGCCACCUCUCCAGCCCUCAUAAGGUUUAAUGAACCAUGGAGCUGUAUUUUGGUGAAUACCAGCACGUGCAGCAGGAAUACGGGGUCCACCUGAGACUCGCCAGUGAUGACGCCUCCAAGCCGAGGAAUUCCCAGCCCUCAAAGUCAGGCUCCUAUGGUGUCAGCAUCAGGGUCCAGGGAAUCGAUGGCCACCCCUACAUAGUCCUGAAUAACGCCGAACGGUGUGUGGCAGGCACGCCUUUUCCGGAAAACGGGCCACCGUUCCCCUCUUCGGUGAUAAAUAACCUGCCUCUACACCCAGGCAACGCGACCCUGUUGAAGGAGAACAAUUCCGAAGAACUGCCGCUCCCGGACAACCCAUACCUGCAAAGCAGCCCGGUAAGAAAGCAGAAGCCGUCCUCCCUCCACGAGGGCAGGAACGGGGUCCUGGAACGCAAAGACGGGCCCACAAAACUACCCCACGUGCUCAACUUCCAGAGGCACCCCGAACUCCUGCAGCCCUACGACCCCGAGAAGAGCGAGGCGAACUCCAAAAAGCACCACCCUCCCGAGAGCCCCUGGCUGAGAAACGCCCCAGAGGAGGGGACCAACUGCAAGAAGCCCCGCAACGGCUUCCCCAAACCCCGCGGUUCCCAGCCCAACAGCCCCACUUCGGAAGACCUGACCAAGACCAACGUGACGGCCAUCCGCCUGUGCAGCUCGGUGGUCAUAGAGGACCCCCAGAAGCAGACCUCGGUGUGCGUGAACGUUCAGAGGUGCGCCAAGGACGGGCCGGGCGAGGAGGCCCUCUCCCCUCGACGGAAGUCCCCCAGCCCGCAGGCCUACCCGGAAACCAAGAAGAGCAGGCCGGAUGUGCUACCGUUCCGGCGACAGGACUCGGCGGGGCCCGUCCUGGACGGGGCUCGGUCGCGGAGGUCCUCGUCGUCAUCCACCACUCCCACUUCGGCCACCUCCCUGUACAGGUUCCUGCUCGACGAUCAGGAGUGCGCCAUCCACGCCGACAACGUCAACCGGCACGAGAACAGAAGGUACAUCCCGUUCCUGCCGGGCACUGGGCGGGACAUUGACACCUGCUCCAUUCCCGGCGUGGACCAGCUAAUCGAGAAGUUUGACCAAAAGCCCGGCCUGCAGAGGAGAGGACGAUCUGGCAAGAGAAAUCGGAUCAACCCGGACGACAGGAAAAGGUCGCGGAGCGUCGACAGCGCCUUUCCGUUCGGUCUCCAGGGCAAUACCGAAUACCUCACGGAGUUCAGCAGGAACCUGGGCAAGUCGAGCGAACACCUCCUUCGGCCGUCCCAGGUCUUCCCGCAGAAGUCGCUGGCCCAGGAGCACCGCGGAAAACAGAGUCCGAGCUGCACACUUGCAAAGCUGCAGGGAGCCGCUCAGGGCGCCCUCCCCAAGCCUCCCCCCGGGAGCAAAGAUGAGAGAGUUCUGGGCAAGGGGAGUCAGGAGGGCACCGUGGCGUGUGCCUCCUCCCUUCCAGCGCAGAGUAAAAAAGAGGAAGAAAUCAAAGUAGCCACGGCCACGCUGAUGUUACAGAACCGGGCUGUGGCGGCCACACCAGAUUCUGGUGCCAAGAAAAUCUCAGUGAAGACGUUUCCUUCCGACUCCAAUACUCAGGCCACUCCAGAUCUCUUAAAGGGCCAGCAGGAGCUCACGCAACAAACCAAUGAGGAGACGGCCAAGCAGAUCCUUUACAAUUACCUCAAAGAAGGAGGCACAGACAAUGAGGAUGCCACCAAGAGGAAGGUGAACCUGGUCUUUGAGAAAAUCCAGACAUUAAAGUCCAGAGCAGCAGGGAGCGCACAAGGAAACAAUCAAGUGUUGAAUUCUCCCUCCGAUGUCAACGAGCUACUGGAUCAGAAGAACAAAUUGAUCCUCGAAGUGUCUGAACUACAGCAGCAGCUGCAGCUGGAGAGGAAGAACCAUCAGAACAUCAAGGAGGAGAGAGAGAAAAUGAGAGAAGACUUGGAAGAGCUGCGAGGCAGGCACCAGAGCCACGUGGAGGAGACGGCCACGCUUCGGCAACGGCUGGAGGAGAGUGAAGGCGAACUGAGGAGACACUUGGAAGAGCUCUUCCAGGUGAAGAUGGAGCGAGAACAGCACCAGACAGAGAUCAGAGACCUGCAGGACCAACUGUCAGAAAUGCACGACGAGCUGGACAGCACCAAGCGGUCUGAGGACAGGGAGAAGGGAGCCCUGAUCGAGGAGCUCCUUCAGGCCAAACGGGACCUUCAGGAUCUGUUCAUUGCCAAAGAUGAGCAGGAAGAGCUCUUGAGAAAGCGGGAGCGUGAACUGACUGCCUUGAAGGGCGCCUUGAAGGAGGAGGUUUCCAGCCACGACCAGGAGAUGGAGAAGCUGAAGGAACAGUAUGAUGCGGAGCUGCAGGCCCUCAGGGAGAGUGUGGAGGAGGCAACCAAGAAUGUUGAGGCCCUGGCCAGCCGGAGCAGCUCAGCAGAGCAGAGCCAAGCAGGGGCCGACCUGCGUGAGAGAGUGCUGAAGGAGGAGAAUGAGAAGCUGCAGGAAAGGGUUGCAGAGCUGGAGCGCAGGGUGGCCCAGCUGCAGAGGCAGGUGGAGGAUGUGAAGGAUGACGAGGCCCACGCAAAGGAGAUGCUCCGAAAGUGUGAGAGUGAAGUACAGCAACUAGAGGAAGCCCUUGUGCAUGCCAGAAAUGAAGAAAAGGAAGCCACGUGUGCCAGAAGGGCGCUGGAGAGGGACCUGGAGCAAGCUCAGAGAGAGCUGAGCCAAACCUCCCAGGAGCAGAAGGAGCUGUUAGAGAAACUCCAGGCCGAGACUGAGCAGAAGGAGCAGCUGAGAAAGUUGAAGAACGAGAUGGAGAGUGAGCGGUGGCACCUGGACAAGACCAUUGAGAAGCUGCAGAAGGAGAUGGCCGACAUUGCGGAGGCCUCCCGCACAUCCUCUUUGGAACUGCAGAAGCAGCUGGGUGAGUAUAAGGAGAAGAACCGCCGGGAGCUUGCGGAAAUGCAGACGCAAUUGAAGGAGAAAAGCCUGGAGGCAGAAAAGGCCAGACUGGCAGCCUCGAAAAUGCAAGAUGAGCUGCGCCUCAAGGAGGAGGAGUUGCGGGACUACCAGCGAGCCGAGGAGGAAGCGCUCACGAAAAGGCAGCUUCUGGAGCAGUCGCUGAAGGAUCUGGAGUACGAGCUGGAGGCCAAGAGUCACCUCAAGGAUGACCGAAGCCGACUUCUCAAGCACAUGGAGGAUAAGGUGUCCCAGCUGGAGAUUGAACUGGAAGAAGAAAGAACCAAUGCUGAUUUGCUGUCUGAGAGGAUCACUUGGAGCAGAGAACAGAUGGAGCAGAUGAGGGGCGAGCUACUUCAGGAGAAAGCUGCCAAGCAAGAUUUAGAGUGUGACAAGAUUUCCCUAGAGAGACAGAACAAAGACUUAAAGAGCCGGAUUAUCCACCUGGAAGGUUCCUACAGGUCCAGUAAAGAGGGCCUGGUGGUGCAGAUGGAGGCCAGGAUUGCAGAGCUGGAGGACCGGCUGGAGAAUGAAGAGAGGGACCGGGCCAACCUGCAGCUCAACAACCGCAGGCUGGAGAGGAAGGUGAAGGAGCUGGUGAUGCAGGUGGAUGACGAGCACCUGUCACUGACUGACCAGAAGGACCAGCUGAGCUUGCGCCUGAAAGCCAUGAAGCGCCAGGUAGAAGAGGCCGAAGAGGAGAUCGACAGACUGGAAAGUGCUAAGAAGAAGCUGCAGAGGGAGCUGGAGGAGCAGAUAGGAGUGAAUGAGCAGCUGCAGGGCCAGCUCAACUCUAUGAAGAAGGGCUUACGGCUUAAGACACUGCCCAGUAAAGUACUGGAUGACUCAGAUGAUGACGACCUCAGCAGUGACGGAGGAAGCCUCUACGAAGCCCCACUGAGCUAUGCCUUUCCCAAAGACAGCGCCAUCACCAGCCAGAUCUGAGUCCGCGCCCAGGCCUGUUGAUCCUGACAGGCCUCUGCAGCCAUCCAGAGCAGGCGGCAGUAAACAUGGGCCUGCGAAUGGAGUCAGGCCCACGGUUACCAGCUCACGUUACUCCCCAACGCCUCUAGGUGGCUGAGUGGCCCAGGAUCUGAGGUCCGGAACUGUUGAAGGUUAAAAUGAGCUAACUGGGCCGUUUUGGGCAAGACAAACCCUUUCGUGCAUCGCCGUCUGCCAUCACCCCUCCUCCUACCCGGAGAAAGGCUCCAAAACGCCAGCUGAAAUGUUACAUCGCCACCUGCAGGGAUGCAAUGAUGUACAGACUGUACAUAUUUUAAACCAGGCCCUUCUAGGACUGCUGCGGUCUACUUUAGACUGUCCCAGAGCCUUUGGAGUGUGACACCUUGGUAAGGUUCACACACAGAUCUCAUCUUUUAAAAUAGGAAGCUCCAGGAUCUCGAGCAUUAAAGAGCAGAGGCAAAGGAGGAAGAAUGAAGGCUACUCUGGAAGUUAAGUGGUGAGGUGUCAGAACCUCAGCACUGGGAAUCGUUAUGGGGGUCACACGGGAAAAGGGCUCAUUGGCGGUUGGGGAAGGACUUUUACCCAGGGCUGAGUCUGUGCCCUUGUGGCUUAUUUUAUCUGAACCAUGCUAAGAACAGUUGCUACUCCCCAGUUUCUUUCAAGCAAGUGGAAUAGGGAGACAGAAGAGAUUGUUAACAAGUGCUGUGUGUCUCCUCAGCCCUUUUCCUCCAUGACAGACCUCCAAAGCAAAGCUUGCUCAGGCCUGGGACUGGAGGAGUAGGAGGGGCCAUGAGAUGAGGUUUAUGGGUUUAGAUAUGAGACUGGGGAGGGAGGUACCCAGUAAGCUCCUGGGGAGAGGGAGAAAGAGUAAGUGGGCGUAGGGCUGGUGUAAGAGGGAAUACAGAGAAGUUCUUGAAAGCUGGGGAAUGUGCAAGAAGGGAAGGUGGGGGUUGAGCCAGAGCUUGGAACGACGGGUGAAAGAAUUUGGGGUGCUUGCCAUCUGAAGGGCUUUUCCAGGAAUGAAGUGACAGAAAUGGUGAGGUCCAAGGAUGAGGGGGCAGGGAUGCCGAUCAUCUGGCAUAUCUCCUGGCCUACUCCACUGUGACAAUCACUAAGGAAAGAACCUUGCUAGUUGGCUAUGUAAGGCAGAGGUGGCAGGACCCCAAGCUUCCUGGUAUGAGGACUCCUGGGGACCAGGUUACAGUGAGGUCCUGUCCACUGCAGGUUAGAGUUCACCCAACCAGAUUUAAAGUGAAGGGAUCUGAAGGAUGAGCAUUUGCUACCAGAGAACCAGGCCCAAUUACACCUCACUGGGGUCACAGUCUCCCUCAGCACAGCUGGGCGUGGCCCUUGCCUCUGUUUCCUCAUUGGGUAUGGAGAGAUUUCUCCUCUCAGCCAUUCCUCCAUUUGACAAAUAUGUACUGUCCAUCAAAAUGUGCGAGGCACAGACUUUGGCACUGGAAACACAGUAAGUAGAAGUGUCUGUUAGGUUGGGGAUGUAGCUCAGUUGGCACAGUGCCUGCCUGGCAUGCAGAGAGCUCUGUGUUUAAUACCCAGCUCUAAAAGCCAGGUAUGGUGCUGCAUAAGACCCCAACACUCAGGAAGUAGAGGCAGGAGAAUCAAGAAUUCCAGGUCAUCCUGGGAUAUGGGAGACCCUGUCUUCCUGUAGCCAUCCAGGAGAGUGUGGGUGAACCUCUACCCAGCAUCCGAACCCUCUGUCAUCUUGGGAACGUGAGAGCCUGCAGCUGGUUCUCCAGCUCCCCAGAACUCACUCACAGGAAUUCUUUGGCUCCUAGAGUUUUUUUCAUGCCACCCUUAGAUGCAUACAAUAAGCCUAGAAAUGCCUCAGCCUGCUUAACCCCAGAGAGUCAGGUGAGAAAAAUCAAGACAUUGAGGAAGGAUUGUUUGCCUGGGGUGUGGGGAACAGUCUUCAUUUCAGUUCUCCAUGGCAGCCACAGGGCUAGCUACAUCAAAGAAAACCAAUCCUGAAAAGGAGAACAGAAGCCACCACUGGAAACACUUGGGGAGUCACCCCUCGCCAAACAAGGAAGCUGGGCAGGUUGAGGGACUGUCUCCUGUGCCGUCGUGAGGCGGACAGCGAGGGGAGCACGCACAGUACAGCUGACAGCACGACACUGGACUGAGAUUUAGAGAGACGUUUGCAGAUCCCAGGUUCAUCUCUUCCCUGUGACCGUAACAGGUGCCUCCUCGACAGGGUGAAGGUUAGGGCCCCGCGUCCUUCUCAGCUUGAACCUGCGGCCAUUCCUUGGUUUUUCUUAUAUAUACAGGUUGUUCUGUUUAUUGCCUUAAGAACUAAUCCUGCUCAAGAGCAUUUUCUUUAGCUAGCUUAAAAAUAUUUUGUGUAAAAAAAAAAAAAACAUACACGUUGCCAAAUGCAAUGCUCAGAAGACAAUCACCUAUGGCUUUUAUGAAAAAAAAAAAAAAAUUCCCCUGCUUCAGAGUGUCACUCUACCAUGACAAGUGGUCUACCCUGAUGGGGUUUGGUUUUUCAGUAGGGACUGGUUACUAUGCAUUGUCAUGGGGAAGAGACCUUUUUAUCACAGCUACCUCUGUGGAAGCGACUUCAUGGAUAAAGCAAGAUUUCCUUUCAAUAAACUGUCACCCGACAGGAA